AUGUCUACCGCAGGCACUACCUCGAUUUUCGAAACUCAGGACAAAGCUCGCCACCGACCGACUUACGCCUCUUUUGGGGAAAAUGGUCUUACAGCGACGGCCACCGCUUAUGGACAUUUACUCCAAAUAACUCAAUAUUUUGGAAACGACCCAUCUGGGUUCUAUUGUGUUGACCUAAAAGAUGUUCCCGAACCAUAUUUGGUUACACAGCGCAUGGAACACCUCCAAAGUUACAUUGUUCACCCUGAUAAAGGGAUGCGACUGGAGGUUGAGAAUUUUAAUACGUCGGAACUAUGGGAUAAUAUUCCAAAGUUAAGCUUUCCCAGCAACCGUUGGCCAAAAUUUGAAUCCGAAGCUGUAUCUGGAAACUUCAGUACCGAAAUCCAAUACUUCAUUCAUCAAAAGGCUGUGUAUCAGACAUACACAUUUACCUCUUGCGGCGAAUCGUCAGCUUCAUUACCGGAAAUGGCUUUCAACGCUGAAUUACUUAUUCGAAACCUCGAUUUUUCGAAUAGCUGUAUCUGGAAUAUGCAGGAAGCUGACAAUAAUUCCUAUAAGCACCGCUCGCCUCAGAGAAAAGAUUGUAUACUCAGAAUACAUGAAAUUGGAACAGAACAAGAUGGCGGUGCCAAUCAGACAGCGCAGAACAAUGGUAAUGCCGUCGUUUUGGCUAUAUGGCCGUUCAUAGGCGACUCCCCUCAGAGUGUUUGCCCUAAGGGAAAUACCGCUAAAUACAAAAUAAUCCAUGGAAGCCAGGUGUUGAACGGCGGUAAGAACGAGUCUGUGACGGUAACUUUGGUCUACACGCUACAUUUUGGCCCUUCUUCCCAAGUGGAGAGGGACAUUUUACCACCCAGCCCUCCUAUGGAACUUUUACGAAAACUGAAAGCAGACGCUGAAACCACUAAAACUCCAUUCGCAAAACCGCUCUUUCCCGACGAUGGGUACCUUGGCAUUGCAUUAAAGAGAAAUUUGGAACAUAUGCUAUCUGUCUGUUGCAUCCCUGUUAGGGACAGUACUGAGGAUAAAAUUCCGCCGAUUGCAAUUACAUGUGGUGAUAUGGCUGGUCAUAGAGCUAAAUAUGGCUCGUCACUGCCUCAGAAGUCUCUCAUGGAAACUCCAUUCCAUAUCAUUAAAGUCGCAGAAUUCUGUCGAAUAACCAAAGACAAAAACGCACUCGAAGAAAUGCGAAAAAACUUAGGGAAUACUAAGAUUAUCGGAAAUUGGGUCAAAACACUUGAUAGGGAAAAUAAGCAUGGCUUGUAUGCGUUUCCCCGACCUAGAAAAGAAGCUCCGAUACAUUCGUUCUAUUUCCCUGAUCAUGCUAUUAUUUGGUGGGCUGCCAAAUCAGUGGAAUAUCUUGGCCUUGGUCAGGAGCUCCAGAUCGAAACAAGCGCAUGUGCUGCUAAACACAAACCGCGCAACAUGAGCUACUCAUCGGACGAUAUACGAACUAAUAUUAUCAAAAGAUUUACUACAGAGAAUCCUGUCUUGAAAAAACGCAUGAUAGCCAUUUCGCGCAACACAAUCGAGACUAGAUUCUUGAUCCGAGAGAAAGAAAUUGUGCUGUUUUCUGCUCUAGAUCAGGGCUUACUUGAUGAGUCUCUCUCGCCGUCGAAGUCUAACAGUUCAGAAAAGAUUGAUGUUUGGGCGAAUACUAUGGCUUGUCAAGCACAGCACGAAGAUAACCAAAACACCCAAUGGGACCAUCCGCUUCAGUUUGCCCUUGCAAUAAUAAUGUCUUCAAAUGGCAUCCGUAUAAACUCAAAGCCUUCAGCGGAAAUGAUGCAUCAUUCAAAAACAAUCCUACUCAACAGUUCCUCACUCAAUGGUCUUUUUCCAGGACAGCUCGAUGGAUAUAAAGAGCCCGCUAUCUUUAUGAAGGACAUCAUGUGUGAUUCUUAUUGGCGCGUUACAUUUGAAGUGCCAUACAUUUUAUGGAAAUAUUCGAAGGCGUCAUCAACAAGUGAAGCUAACAACACUGGCUAUUCAAACAUUUCUACUAUACAAGCCUCUACAGACGCCCAAUCUACAAAACCACCAGCUUCAUAUAUAACCUCCACGGAGUUUAACCAAGCAUUUGAUAAACUUUUCGAGCAUCUGAAUGCUGCUUUCUUUAGCCCUGGGCUAUCUACCACCAAUGGAAAGCUGGCUAUAAAGAAGAGCGUUCCCUUCAAGACUUUCAUUGAUCAGAACAAUAUUGUUGAGCUCCCAGACGAAUGGAUGUACACUGAGCCUAAAUUCUUCGACUUCAAUUGCAACUUAUCAAGAGAUUGCAACUUGAGUGAAGUUGUUUAUGGUAAUGAAGUCUUGGCAAUGUCCAAAAAAGAGACAUUCCACAGAGUUGGGAAUGUCAUUGCAAAUGCAAUCGACCUGCUUAAGCAAGACAACAAGUUUCUAAACCCAGAGAGUCCAAUCAUGGGCUACAUUGUUGACGUGCCAAGAGGUAGCCCUGCCAAUAGGGAGUACACAAAACCUUUGAUCAUUUCUAAUCCCAAGAUUUACGAGUAUGUUGGUGGAAAGCGAACACCUGAGCUCUCUAAAAAGAGACUGUUUCACUUUUUUAAAGCGGACUUGGCGACUGCACUAAUUUGUUACCUUGCCUCGUCUGAAAAAUCUAAUAUUUCAUCCUUCUUUGACAGGCACGCGGCAUAUGAUAAAUAUUUCUUCGACGACGUUACGCCUGAAACAAACAAAUGGGUAACUGAGUUUCAUUUAUCGUUUUAUAGGAUUCUUGCUCGCGACAUUUCCAAGCCUACUGGAAUACCCCUAUUAGAGGAAAUUAACUACCCGCAUCCUCGUUUAGUAGAUGGGAGACGGAUCAGUCGAGCUGUGAUCAGUUUCAGAUUCGAUGGCGACUACUUUGAUCGCUAUUGGACGUGCCACUUCUUUGAAUUCAACCCAAAAGAGUUGUCUGAGUCAAAAUGGGAGCCGCGUAAGGUAGUAGAAAAGCACUUCGGCGCCAUCUCGAAAGCGAAUCCAUGGAGACAGCGGCGGGUACUGGAACUCCUCAUCGUUGGUUCUAUGCUACAGGAAAUACUAUUUUACUCGCAAGAAAUUCUCGAAGAGAUUAAAAAAAGCAUACAAAAUAGCGCCAAAGGCCCCUACAGGGGCCUUCGUCAACAGCCACCUGCAUCCGCACUUCUGGAUACAUUCGACCUUUUUACAAAAAUAGACAAUGGGAGAUUCGUUGCCAUCAGUCGACUAUGGUAUAAGUUUCAGCAUAUUCUUCAGAUAGUUGAAAACGAUCUCCAGGAGAAUCUCGCAAAGAUAACACUUUGGAACGAUCGAGAAAGAGCACGGGGACAUGACAAGCCUCGAUGGACUAAGAGCGAUGAACGCGAUUACAGACCCAUCAUUUCUAAGCUACAGGCUAAUAAUAAUCAUAAGUAUCAUGAACUGCAGAGGUGCUACGUCAAUAUCACCUCUUUCAAUGCAUCUCUUUCAACGAAUCUGGAUAAAAUGCGUGGCGAUCUAGAACUUCGUGGUGCAGAUGAUAUUCGUCUUAUGAGCGAUACGCCCUCUAGGCACACGUUAAUCAGUAUGGCUGUUACUGCGGUUAUCGCCAUUUUGGUUACUGUUAUUGCGUUGACUAAUGCUAAAACAUUGGAUAAUAAAAUCGUUAGUCCGAUUCUACGCAGUUCACGAAGAACUCUUUACUCGUCUGUCGGACGACCCCUCAAAAUUAUUUAUUCGGCACUCAAAAUCCGGUUUCGUCCGUGCGUUUAUUAUUUUGCACGUUAUGUAUACUUUCCAUUUCUGAAUCAGUAUACAGGUUCGGGCUUGGUAAUGGAAUUGAUGGAAGAGUUUGGCAGAGAACUAUUUGAAAUGGCGGAUAGUGUCUCGCCUUGGGAACAUGCUUACGAAGACUAUUCAAAAACCAUGAACAAGAUGCGGACAAGGGAAGGAGAAGAUGAAGAGCAGGAUUGGGGAUACACUAUCGGAAAAUAUACCAAAACUAUCCCGCAACGAAUGAGCGUUCGAUUCAGAGGUGGUAACAAAGCGACUGCUGAGACGGAUCCGGCUGCAGGUAGUGUACUAGAUUAUCCAACUAGUCUGGCCUGA
Messenger RNA from Trichoderma atroviride IMI 206040, 4065 nucleotides. NCBI's taxonomy places the organism in Eukaryota, Fungi, Ascomycota, Sordariomycetes, Hypocreales, Hypocreaceae. The record is from RefSeq and is a predicted model, not a curated record.